Durotheca rogersii is the source of this 1613-nucleotide messenger RNA. RefSeq lists its product as uncharacterized. The transcript is spliced from 2 exons. NCBI's taxonomy places the organism in Eukaryota, Fungi, Ascomycota, Sordariomycetes, Xylariales, Xylariaceae. Bases 132 to 1529 code for a protein of 465 amino acids. The record is from RefSeq and is a predicted model, not a curated record.
AUUCUGGGCCUGGCACCAGAGGCAUCUGCCGAGCCCGAUUUUGAACCGUUGGCGUACGAGUAUAGGCCGAAAUUGAACGCCAGCCAAAAUUCGGCCAUCGAAGCAGUUUUGAGUUCUUCUCUCGAGUGCUUAUGGGGACCGCCAGGGACGGGCAAGACAGAAACCAUCGUCGAGAUGAUACUACAACUACAGGACGCCUUCGAGACCGCAAGAAUCUUGGUGACGGCUCCUACUCACAACGCAGUGGACAAUGUCAUGCGAAGGUACAUCACGCGCUCGGAGGCAAUGGGUCUAUCACGGGCAUCUCUUCGCGUGUCGACGGAGGUACGAAAAGUAGCCGAAGAUCUCAGGAAGUAUACAUGCGACGCGAUGGCGGGCCAGGAUAUCCAUACGAGCCGCGAGGCGUCGAAAGAGGCGAAGCGGAGGAUCAAGAAUUGCCGGCUCAUCUUCACGACCUGUAUCGGGUCGGGGCUCGGCCUCCUGCGCUCGGAGUACUUCGAUACCGUCAUCAUCGACGAGGCGUCGCAGCAGACCGAGCCCGCGUCGCUGGUGCCGCUCGUCAAGGGCUGCGAGAAGGCCGUACUGGUAGGGGACCACGUCCAGCUGCGUCCGACGGUCCAGCAGAACGCGGCGCUCGUCGAGUUCGACGUCUCUCUCUUCGAACGGCUAUAUCGGCAGCACUCGGACGGUUCUCAGAAGGGCCGACCUGGCGGGGACGCGUCCGUGUCGAGGCUCAUGCUGGACACGCAGUACCGGAUGCACGAGUCGAUCUGCGAAUUCAUCUCCAAGGAAUUCUACGACGACCGGCUGCAGACCGGGAUCGGCCCGGGCUCCCGGCCGCUGUUCCACUCGGAGUUCCCGUGGCCGCCCCCCAGCGCAAAGUCUGCCCCGGAGGCGGAGAGAGCGAGGAUGGUGUUUGUGGAGUGCGCAGCUCGGGAGGAGCUCGGGCAGAAGUCGAAGGCGAACCAGGGCCAGGCGGAGCUCUGCGCGCACAUCUGCAAACUGCUAUGCACGGCGGCAGCGGCGGCGGGGGCAGCUACGGAGAAGCCGGGCGGGAGGCCGCCGUGGGCGACGGGGGAGAAGCAGACGAUCGCGGUGCUCACGCCGUACACGCGGCAGGCGGAGCUGCUGCGGCGGCUGGUGUCGGGGCUGGCGGCGCAGGUGGAGGUGUCGAGCAUCGACGGCUUCCAGGGGCGGGAGGCGGACGUGGUGGUGUUCGUGUCGGUGCGGUGCAACGAGCGGCGCGAGAUCGGCUUCCUCAAGGACCUGCGCCGCAUGAACGUGGCGCUGACGCGGGCCCGCGCCGGCCUCGUCGUCGUCGGCAACCGCGCCACCCUGACCCAGGGCACGGCCGACCCCGAGAGCACGGCCAUGUGGGCGCGCCUCGUCGACAGGCUCGCGCUGGUGCGCGUCGAGGUGCCGGCCGAGGGCGGCGCGCGGUAGGGCUUGCCCGCCCGACGGGAGAUAUAAUAGCUAUAUGGCGACGCGUCCUGCGGGAUAAGGAUGCUGUGGUUGGGGUGUGGUGGUGAUAGGUAGGGUAGGCAUCUAUAGUGUGCGUUGUAGUUGGAAAAAAUGCGGACAGGCCAUUACCCAAACCCUCCCUUCUAUUCAUC